GCAUAAAACUUUGAAUUAUGAGCAAAAAAAACUUCCAUACUUUUCAAAGCUGAUUUAUCAUUUCAAAUUUUGCAGCAAUUUUAUUUUUUUAAUUCUUUUUUUUACAUUUGUAAACGUUUUCUGUAACAUUUUUAGCCUUUUUUAAUAUUUCACCUUUUGACCUUUCCUCCUUUCAGCCGCCCUGUUGAUUCCUCUGCACAGGUGAGUCGCGCAGGUGAACAUCCGCUCAGCUGAUGCGGAUCUUCCUCAUGUUUCAUCCGCGAGGAUAAAAUUAGAAACUUUACCGUGGAGCUCUAUAAGCACCGCCGCGGCUCGUGAGCGCGUGCGGGAGGGGUGGUGGCGCUCAGACCAAUCAUCUGCUCGCGGGGGGAGGAGGGGGAGGGGGUGGUGCUGCUGCUGAGGCUCUCAUGAGAGCUGAAGUCAGUUUCCAGAGACGCUGCAGACGCGAUGCUGCAGGAGAAGCUACUCCUCCUUCACAAGUGAGUUUCUCUCUGAUUUUAUUGAACAAAAAGUUUUAGUCUCUUCAUGAUGAAACACUCUGGAGGGAAGAAGCUUCUGCUGAUAACCUGUUUCAUGUCGUCUUAAAGUGUCCUUGAGCUCACUCACCUUGAUGGUUUUCUGCAGAUCAGACGGUGGCGUCUCCUAAUGUGAUUUGCUGCAGGAAGGAAGAAUCUCCGUCAGAAAGAGUCCCGCGUGUUUGCACCAACUUCCUCCUCUGAACAAAAUGUGGACUCCUCUGUGAGGAUCAGAAGAUGAACGAGUCCUCCUGCUGCCGUCCUCCUGACACCAUGUACCAGCAGAGUUCCAGGUGGGACCUGAACGCCAGCUGUGAUCCGUCGACUCCUCGCUGUAACUGGACGUCAGAGGACGGCGCCCUGCAGCUGCCCACCUUCUCCACGGCGGCGAAGGUCCGAGUUAUCAUCACCUUCAUCCUGUGCGGCCUGUCCACCCUCUGCAACUCGGCUGUGCUCUGGGCGGCCAGCGGCCACAAGCGGAAGUCCCACGUGCGGGUGCUGAUCGUCAACCUGACGGUGGCGGAUCUGCUGGUCACCUUCAUCGUGAUGCCGCUGGACGCCACGUGGAACAUCACGGUGCAGUGGCUGGCGGGGGACGCGGCCUGCAGGUUCCUCAUGUUCCUCAAGCUGCAGGCCAUGUACUCCUGCGCUUUCGUGACGGUGGUGAUCAGUCUGGACAGACAGUCGGCCAUCCUCCGCCCGCUGUCCAUCAGCACGGCCCCGCAGAGGAACAGGAGCAUGCUGGCGGCGGCGUGGACCAUGAGCGCCGUGCUCUCCGUCCCUCAGAUGUUUAUUUUUCAUAACGUGACCAUCCCCCACCCCGUCAACUUCACCCAGUGCACCACUAGAGGGAGCUUCGUGACCCACUGGCAGGAAACGGCGUACAACAUGUUCACCUUCACCUGCCUCUUCCUGCUGCCGCUCACCAUCAUGAUCAUUUGUUACACCCGGAUCUUCCUCCAGAUCUCCAAGCAGAUGACCAAAAAAAACGUUUCCUCAGACGAGCCUCAUCUACGCUGCUCGAAGAACAACAUCCCCAAAGCCCGAAUGAGAACGCUGAAGAUGAGCUUGGUCAUCGUCAUCGGCUUCGUCGUGUGCUGGACUCCGUACUACCUGCUGGGCCUGUGGUACUGGUUCUUCCCCCACGACCUGGAGGGGAAGGUGUCCCACUCGCUCACUCACAUCCUCUUCAUCUUCGGGCUUUUCAACGCCUGCCUGGACCCCAUCAUCUAUGGCCUCUUCACCGUUCGCUUCCACAGGGGACGGAGGAAGUGUUACGGCAGGCCGACCGCCACACUCAGCCUGGAAAGCAAAGUGGUGACGGCCGAGGCUGGGAAGUGCUGCUCAACCUCCAGAGGAGACGGCGGGGAAAAGGACAACAACUCUGCACGGACUGAGCAGAGAUCCAGCGAUGGAAACGUCUGACUGUAGUCUGGAGGAGGACCACUUUUUCUACUUUGUGUCACAUCUAGAACGCAUAGAGAAAACCAACAGACUCUCAUCCCCAAGUCCUCACAUUGAAAUUUGAUUAAGGUCGCCUCCAUGUCACUUUAUCGAUGUUUUGACUGUCCCGACUUGUUGUUUCUUGACG
Messenger RNA from Oryzias melastigma (Indian medaka), 2106 nucleotides. Its product is annotated as putative gonadotropin-releasing hormone II receptor. Lineage: Eukaryota; Metazoa; Chordata; Actinopteri; Beloniformes; Adrianichthyidae. The transcript has 3 exons. Gene Ontology annotation, cellular component: membrane. Gene Ontology annotation, molecular function: peptide binding; gonadotropin-releasing hormone receptor activity. Gene Ontology annotation, biological process: G protein-coupled receptor signaling pathway. The record is from RefSeq and is a predicted model, not a curated record. The coding region runs from base 753 to 1940 and encodes 395 amino acids.